AUGUUUCCCCGACGGCGCCAAGGGGAGAAGCUGGCUGACGAGGAGGAAAACGAAGCCAUGCAUGCUCCCUACGUCGUGCCCGCUCAGCCCCCACCGGCCCAAGACGCCCUGCCACUGAAAAUUCUUCAGCAAUCAGGGGCCCAACAGGAUCAAACAGUCUCGUCUCGAACACGGAAUGCAACGAAGUGCCUCCAUGGGCACCCUCACCCACAAUCUGCGGAGAGUCUGCACGGGCAACAACCUGCGAAGCGCUUGUCGGUGGCCAAUCUCCAAAAGAUAUAUGGAGAGGCGCAAGGAGAGGUGCAGCGUGCCGUGGAGUUUGUGGAACGGGAUUCUGGAAGGAAGGUGCCGAGAAAUGAAGUGACAGGCCUUCACUACGCUGAAGAGGUGGGGGGGAGGUAA
Messenger RNA from Eimeria acervulina, 402 nucleotides. RefSeq lists its product as hypothetical. The transcript has a single exon. NCBI's taxonomy places the organism in Eukaryota, Apicomplexa, Conoidasida, Eucoccidiorida, Eimeriidae. The record is from RefSeq and is a predicted model, not a curated record. Bases 1 to 402 code for a protein of 133 amino acids.